This is a messenger RNA of Adineta steineri, 1638 nucleotides long. The record is from the annotation of a GenBank genome assembly. NCBI's taxonomy places the organism in Eukaryota, Metazoa, Rotifera, Eurotatoria, Adinetida, Adinetidae.
AUGUCUGGAUUAAUAUUAAAAGCAGCCAAUGAAUUUACAGUCGUCUUCCUUGGUACAUCUCGAAGUGAUGAUUCAACAGGUGAUCGUCUUAGUUAUCGAUAUACAUGUGCUAUACUCAUUGCAUUUACUUUAAUUGUAUCGAAUCGAGAAUUCAAUAAGAAACGUAUACAAUGUUGGGUUCCAGCAUUUUUUACAGGAAAUUAUGAAGAUUAUACUAAUAACGUAUGUUGGGUACGUAAUACGUAUUAUCUUGAUGACAAUAAAGAAAUACCUGAAAGUACUGAGAUACGUCAUGAAACGUCUAUACGUUAUUAUCAAUGGAUACCAUUUAUACUAUUAUUUCAAGCUUUAUUUUUCUUUUCACCCUAUGUUUUAUGGCGUGUAUUAUGUCAACGAUCAGGAAUUGAUAUUCGAGAUAUUGUUGAAGCUGCAACUAAUUAUAAAAAAAGUACAGAUGAAAAACAACGUGAACAACUAAUGAAAUUUAUGGUAUCAAUUAUUGAUCAAUAUGUUGAUGAUCCACGUCGUCAAUCAAAUAAUCGUGUAACAACAUGGUGGAGUAAAUGUUUUUUAAUGUUUUUUCCAUCAUCAGGCCGUUAUAUGGGAGAUUAUUUAAGAAAUUUAUUUAUAUUUAUUAAAAUUCUUUAUGUUAUUAAUGUUUUUGGACAAGUUUUACUCUUAUCAUUUCUAUUGGGACAACCAUUUUGGUCAUUAGGUUUUACACUUUUUCGAUUUUUAUAUGAAGGAAAAGGUUGGAAUUAUCAAAGUAGAUAUUUUCCAAAAGUAACAUUAUGUGAUUUUCAAAUACGUGAACCAAAUUCAUUAUCAAUUGCACAUACCUAUACUGUUAUGUGCGUUUUACCAAUUAAUCUUUUUAAUCAGCAAAUAUUUACAUUUCUAUGGUUUUGGUUUAUAAUUGUUAUUUUAUUGACAGCUUACGAUCUUUUUAUAUGGUUAUAUCGAUUGCUUUGUCGGCGUGAAGUUUACUUAAUAGGACGUUUAAAAGUAAUGAAUCGUGAAACAACACAAAAGUGGCCGUUUAAAGAUUUAUGUUCAGAUCAUAUUAAUGAAGAAGAAAAUGAACAUUUAAUGAGAGUUAAAAGUCGUGAAGAAUCUCCAUCAACUGGUGAUCAAGUUUAUGAUUUGAGUGAUGGACGAAGACUUCAUCAUCAAUCAAGAAUGUUUAUUGUACCUCGUAAUUAUUAUAAGAAUCAUCUAACAUUAUUCCAUUUUUUUAAUAAAGAAUAUUUGGAAGCUGAUGGACAUUUUAUUCUACGAAUUAUUAGUACAAAUGCAAGUGAUUUUGUUGCCACUCGAAUUAUACAUCACUUAUAUGAAUUAUGUUGUGAAAGACGAUUUCGUCCUCAUGAAGUACAAAAAGUAAAACCUGUACUUCAAACAACUCUUUAUAAAUACUUAAUCCUUCCUAAAAAAGAUAAAUCCAAUGCAGAAUCAACACAAAAUUCAUCUGCUCCAUGUCCUUUACCACGUUCAUUCCCAAAAAAUGAUCGAUCAUCAGAAACAUCCGAUGAUUCCUCUGAGAGUGAACAUGAAACUCAAUCCAAUUCUGAUACACAUUCAUCAAAAGAACAUACUGAAUCACAAUCUCGUCCAAAAACUGAAGAUAUUAAAAUAUGA